Molecule: messenger RNA, 9217 nt
Organism: Hyla sarda
Lineage: Eukaryota; Metazoa; Chordata; Amphibia; Anura; Hylidae
Gene: ERCC5
Product: ERCC excision repair 5, endonuclease
Exons: 16
Coding region: 189-4175 (1328 amino acids)
Biological process (GO): nucleotide-excision repair
Cellular component (GO): nucleus
Molecular function (GO): single-stranded DNA binding; DNA endonuclease activity
Source: RefSeq, a predicted model, not a curated record
GGAUAUUGUAGUCCGGCACAGCGACCUAAUUGAUAUUUAUUCCAAAUGCAAAACUACACUUCCCAGAAGUCACAGCCACACCGAUAAUCACGUGGGAUGAAUUAAACCAAUGAGGCAUAGAUAUACAGGAAGAGCCAAUAAUGCGGCUGCUGUUGUAAAUCUGUAAGCAUCCCACAUAUAUUGUCAGGAUGGGAGUUCAAGGACUUUGGAAGCUUCUUGAAUGUUCUGGAAGACCUGUAAAUCCAGAGACUUUGGAAGGAAAAAUCCUUGCUGUUGAUAUCAGCAUUUGGUUAAAUCAAGCAGUGAAAGGAGCAAGAGAUCGGCAUGGGAAUGCUAUCCAAAACGCUCAUCUGCUCACUUUAUUCCAUCGUCUGUGUAAGCUUCUGUUCUUCAGGAUACGGCCUAUCUUUGUGUUUGAUGGUGAAGCACCUCAGCUGAAGAAACAGACUCUUGCAAAAAGGAGACAGAAGAAGGAUACAGCAGCGAGCGAGGCUAAGAAAACAAAUGAGAAGUUGCUGAAAACCUUUUUGAAGAGACAAGCUGUUAAAGCUGCCUUGUCAGGGAGCAACAAUAGGAAUGAAGAAUUUCCAAGCCUCUCGCAGGUACAGAGAAAGGAAGAGGAAGAUAUUUAUGCCCUACCCCCCUUGGAGGAGAAUGAAAGAAAUAGCUCCGAAGAGGAGGAGGAAAGGGAAUGGAAAGAACGAAUGGAUCAUAAACAUCUACUUCAGGAUGAAAUCUUGGCCAAUCCUAAUUCAGUGGACAUAGACUCUGAAGACUUUAAUAGUCUUCCUCCAGAGGUAAAGCAUGAAAUCCUGACUGACAUGAAGGAGUUUGCAAAACGCAGAAGGACAUUAUAUGAAGCUAUGCCAGAGGACUCCAAUGACUUUUCCCAGUAUCAACUGAAAGGACUCCUGAAAAAAAAUAACUUGAACAGGUGCCUUAAUAAUGUACGGAAAGAGAUGAACCAGCAGCACAUGGGGGAGCUCUGUGCUCAGUUUGAGACAGAAGGGGGAUUUAUGAAGGAGGUUGAAACUCGCCGCCUGAUCUCGGAGGAUACUUCUCAUUAUAUUCUAAUUAAAGGACUUAAGUCAAAAGCAGAAGAAAAGAAAGAUGAUGUGCCUGAGCAAGCAGUGCCCUCUAGUUCUAGUGAUAUGCCAAAAACUUACCUCGAUAUGAAGCUGGCUUCUGCCCAUAGACCUAAGAAAACAAAGGAUAGUGUUCCAGGAGAAGCACCCCCCUCCCCAAGAACACUAUUAGCUAUACAGGAAGCAAUGAUGGAAAGCAGCUCUGAUGAGGACCCCCCUAACAGUGGCAUGACCCAAAGCUAUGAGAUAGCAUCGGAGUCUGUUGGCAUAGUAGAUGGCAGUGUCUCACCCAGAACCAUAAAAGCAAUUCAGGAGGCUCUUAAGGAAGAUGAAAUAGGUUUGAGUAGGAAAAGGCCUGUUGAGAUAUGUGAUGGAUCAAAUAUGGAGCAACCUAAAGCCAAGGUUCUGGUUAUUAGCAGCUCAGAUGAGGAAGAUGAAGCAUUGGUUAUUGAGAGUGGAGAUCAAAUGGCCCAUGUUAUAUCUGAAGCAAGCCAUAAAGGGGAGAGUUCUGCUACUGGGCAUACAAGUGGCCGUGAUAAGUCGAUCAGUAGUUUGGCCCCUGUGACACUUGAAGCAAGCAGUGAGAUGGAGAGUUCUGGGCAUACAAGUGGCCGUGAUAAGUCGAUCAGUAGUUUGGCUCCUGUGACACUUGAAGCAAGCUGUGAGAUGGAGAGUUCUGGGCAUACAAGUGGCAAUAAGUUGAUGAUCAGUAGUUUGGCCCCUGUGACACUUGAAGCAAGCUGUGAGAUGGAGAGUUCUGGGCAUACAAGUGGCCGUGAUAAGUCGAUCAGUAGUUUGGCCCCUGUGACACUUGAAGCAAGCUGUGAGAUGGAGAGUUCUGGGCAUACAAGUGGCAAUGAUAAGUCGAUCAGUAGUUUGGCCCCUGUGACACUUGAAGCAAGCUGUGAGAUGGAGAGUUCUGGGCAUACAAGUGGCAAUGAUAAGUUGAUGAUUAGUAGUAUGCUCGCGGUUACAAACCAGAGUGAGCUGCCACACAAGUUAUAUAUAAACCACAAAGACAAUAAGGAUCAGAAUGUGCAGGGUGUUAAGACAACUCUCUUCCAUUCCAAGGAUAUACCUCUUGAGGGAUAUCUGAAACCUUUUUCCAGUGAUAUUAAUAUACCAGCUUCUAUAAAACCCUUAGAUGACAGGAACCUUCAAGACCCAUCCAGUAACUUAGUUAUUCCAAUUUCUGAACUGGAAAAAUCUGAUCUAAAGUUAAGUGAAAAAACUAAUUCUGAACUUACACCCAGUAAAAAGGGAACUGACAUUCAUCCUUCAGCAUAUGAGCCUUCAGUGUCUUCAUCACUACUACAAAAAAGUCCUGUUCUGGUGGCAUCUGAGGCCCAAGAACAGGCAGCCCUAUUGCCACCACAACAGAAAGCAACUGAGGAGGACACAACUUGUAACCAAGAAGAAUCUACUGCUAAUGUUCCAGACAUAAGAAAUGUCCCUUUGAUUUCUGAAAGCAUACCGAUAGUUGAUGAAGAAUCAGACAAAGAGAAAGAAAUGGACUCUGACUCUGAUGGUAGUUUCAUUGAAGUGGAAAGUGAUUUGGGUGAUAGUAACUCAAAUCUAGCACAAACAACUGAAUCUACCAAGGAUACAAUGGAAAGGCAAAUCAAUGAUGCCAUGGCGGCAGAAUCCACCUCAACUGCACAGUUAGAAAACUCUGUCACAGAAGAUGAACAGGCACAUGUCCAGAUUGCUGCAUUACAGCAAAAUGAGGAAUCCCAAGAUCGAGAAGCUGAGUCUAAUGAAUGGCAAGACAUAAGUCUGGAGGAACUUGAGUCAUUGGAGAAUAAUUUAUUUGUUCAGCAAACCUCACUCCAGGCACAAAGACAGCAACAGGAACGUGUCGCUGCCUCUGUCACAGGACAGAUGUACCUAGAAAGCCAGGAACUUUUGCGUCUGUUUGGUAUUCCUUACGUUGUAGCUCCUAUGGAGGCAGAAGCGCAGUGUGCUAUUUUAGACCUGACUGAUCAAACCUCAGGCACCAUCACAGACGAUAGUGAUAUCUGGCUGUUUGGGGCACGACAUGUAUACAAGAAUUUCUUUUCUCAAAAUAAAUAUGUGGAAUAUUACCAGUUUUCUGAUAUGCAGAAUCAGCUGGGUUUAGAUCGUUCUAAACUUAUUAAUUUAGCAUACUUGAUGGGGAGUGACUAUACUGAAGGAAUACCCUCAGUGGGCUAUGUUUCUGCUAUGGAGAUACUGAAUGAAUUUUCUGGGCAUGGUCUAGAACCUCUGAUGAAGUUCAAGGAAUGGUGGACAGAAGCCCAAAAGAAUAAGAAAACCAGACCUAAUCCCCAAGAUACCAAAGUGAAGAAGAAGUUACGGAAUCUAGAGCUACAUCCUGCAUUUCCUAAUCCAGCUGUAGCUGAUGCAUAUAUGAAGCCUGUGGUAGAUGAUUCCAAAGGAGCUUUUGCCUGGGGACGGCCAGACCUAGAAGAAAUCCGAGAAUUUUGUGAGAGCCGCUUUGGCUGGUAUCGAUCCAAGACUGAUGAUGUCUUACUGCCAGUACUGAAGCAGUUAAAUACACAACAGACCCAGCUCCGGAUUGAUUCUUUCUUUCGGCUGGAGAAACAUGAUGCUCAUGGUGUGAAGAGUCAGCGACUGCGCAGAGCGGUAACUUGUAUGAAAAGAAAGGAAAGGGAUAAUGAAGCUCUAGAAGUAGAAGAGGCCACUGGACUGAUGGCAGAAGAGGUUGCACUUGAGGAUAAGAAAAAUACAAACCUUAGUAGAAACCGCCAGAAAGGAAAGAAAAAAAAUGAGAAAAAAUUAGAAAGUCCUCCAUCUGAGAGUGUUGAAGGUGGCUUUCUUGGGUCUGGAGCCAAGCCUUUGUCUCCUAAGAAUGAAAAAUCAUUUGGUGAUAACUUGGAGAAGGAUACACAAAAACUCAACAGUUGCACAAACUCUUACAAGCAAACAAAACCAAGCAAAUCUAGCCAAGUUGUCUCAAGUGUAAAGACUGAAACACUGGAAACAAGCAGCUCAAGUGAUGAUGAAGACAAGGUAGUGCUAGUAGCAGCCAAACCUGUAUUUCAGGGAAAGAAAAGAAAACCAAGAACUCUAAAGGGCCAAAGGAAUUAAAAAUAACAAUUUUGACCUUUUUAUACCUUAUAUGAACUUGAUGUUUCUUACCCUUUUUCUACACCAUCUUCUAAAAUUAAAUUAUGUGCAACUAGGAGUUUUGCUGUUUUAUGUCUGUUUAUAUUUAGUCCUUUUUUUACAAUGGGUUGUUGCUUUUUUUAUGUACAUUUUAUACUGUUUUGCCCCAGUUUUUAACCCCUUAAGGACUCAGCGUUUUUCAUCAUAACGCUUUCAAUUUUGCACCUAAAAAUCCAUAUGAUGGCUUAUUAUUUGCGCCAUCAAUUCUACUUUGCAGUGACAUUAGUAAUUUUACCAAAAAAUCCACGGAAAAAAACAUCAUUGUGCGACAAAAUUGAAGAAAAAAUUUCAUUUUGUAAAUUUUGGGGGCUUAUCAUUAUUCUGUAGGUCCAUACGGUUAAAAUGAUACCCUACUUAUAUAGGUUUGAUUUUGUCGCACUUCUGAAAAAAAUCAUAACUACAUGCAGGAAAAGGUAUACGUUUAAAAUAGUCAUCUUCUGACCCCUGUAACUUUAUUUUUCUGCGUACGGGCUGGAAUGAGGGCUAAUUUUUUGCGCCGUGUUCUGAAGUUUUUAUUGGUACCAUUUUUGUGUUGAUCGGACUUUUUGAUUGCUUUUUAUUUAUUUUUCUUAUGAUAUAAAAAGUGACCAAAAAUACACUAUUUUGGACUUUUGAAUUUUUUUGCACGUAUGCCAUUGACCGUGCGGUUUAAUUAAUGAUAGCAUUUUAUAUUCGGACAUUUACGCACGCAGCAAUACCACAUAUGUAAAUUUGUAUUUUUAUUUACAGUUUUUUUUUUUUUUUUUAUGGGUAAAAGGGGGGUGAUUCAAACUUUUAUUAGGGAAGGGGUUAAAUGACCUUUGUUAACUUUUUUUUUCACUUUUUUUUGCAGUGCUAUAGCUCCCAUAGGGACCUAUAGCACUGCACACACUGAUCUCUUAUGCUGAUCCUUGCAAAGCCAUAGCUUUGCACGGAUCAGCGAGAUAGGGGCUCGAUUGCUCAAGCCUGUAGCUCAGGCUUGGAGCAAUCAAACCCCGAUCGGACACCGCGGAGAGAGGUAAGGAGACCUCCGCCUGCGUCCCAGCUGGUCGUAACAUCGCGAUUUUAUUGCGAUGUCCCGAUCAGCCUGACUGAUCUGCCGGGAAGCGUUUACUUUCGUUUUCAUAUGCGGCGAUCAAUUUUGAUCGCCGCGUCUGAAGGGUUAACAGCGCGGCACAACGAUCGGUGCCGCACGCUGUUAGCCCAGGGUCCCGGCUAUUGUUAGCCGGGACCGACCCGGUGUGAUGCGGGGUCACGGCGUGACCCCAUUUUUCACACCAGGACCGGGCUCAGGGCGUACAGGUACGCCCUGAGUCCUUAAGAGGUUAAGGUACUGUUACCGUGUUAUUGACCAAACAAAGUGAGGUCUACUGUUCGAUGGAUUUUGUCUGUGUGUAUAUUCUGUGAUAACUUGAAAAUACUGUCAUAGAUUUGUCUAAUAUUUAACAUUAUAACCCACUUGGGAAUGGAUAUAUAGCCAUAUUAAAUUUGUCUGAAAUGAGUCAAGCAGAUAAGAAUGACUACCCCCUUCAUUCACUGCUCAAAAAAAUAAAGGGAACACCAAGAUAAGAUCUUAGAUCUGAAAGAAUGAACUAAUCGUAUGAAAUACUUUUGUCUUUACAUAGUUGAAUGUGCUGACAAUAAAAUCACACAAAAAUUAUCAAUGGAAAUUAAAUUUAUCAACCCAUGGAGGUCUGGAUAUGGAAUCACACUCAAAAUCAAAGUGGAAAACCACACUACAGGCUGAUCCAACUUUGAUGUAAUGUCCUUAAAACAAGUCAAAAUGAGGCUCAGUAGUGUGUGUGGUCUCCACGUGCCCAUAUGACCUCCCUACAACACAUGGGCAUGCUCCCGAUGAGGUGGUUGAUGGUCUCCUGAGGGAUGACCUCCCAGACCUGGACUAAAGCAUCCGCCAACUCCUGGACAGUCUGUGGUGCAAUAUGGCAAACAUACAUCCCCCAGCAAGUCCUCACUGUCAGGGCACGCUAGAAGUUGUAGUUUUGCUAAUGCUAGCAGGCGGAGGGGAGAUGUUACAGGAGCCGACUGCGCUGUGGCAAAACUACAACUCCCAGCAUGUCUUCACCGUCAGGGCAUGCAGGGAGUUGUGGUUCUGCUAAUGGUAGCGGGCGGAGGAGGUGGCAGGGAGAUGUGCGACGGAGCUAUGCGAACGAGAGAUGUGCAGCACGGGGGCGAUGUGAGCGUUGUUGUCCCCCUCUGCGCCAAACCUGAAAAAACUGAAAUCUUCAGACUGAGCCCCACUAGUGUGUUUGCUUUAGGUGCAGUUCAAGACGCAGCUGUCUGCUUUUGCAUGCUGUGAACAGUGCCUAGUCGUGCAUGUGCCGGACAUUACCUCUUCUAAUCACUUUACUGUGACUAUAUGUUAGCGUACACAUGCAAGUCAUGACCACAUUGUUGUUUCUGCUGAGCUGCAUGUGGUUGAUGCGGGGUUCUAGCACAUGGCAGAAACAUUAAAGUAAACUAGGGAAGAAGAUCUGUAUAGAAUUAAUCUAAAUACAAUUGUGCAGUGGAAAAACUCAUGUUAACUGCAGGAUUUAUGCCAUCACACUGCAACUGUGCAGUAUAUUGAAUAGUUAUACUAAAUGUUAUUACCCAAAAUUUUGGGAAGUCUUGUGGUAAGAAACGGUCAAGAUUUGAGCACUUACAGUACAAUUCAUCAUCACUAUUAUAAAGAGAGUUGAAAUGUUAGUGGUUGCUUCUUCCAAUAAAUGUCAGAUGUCAUGGCCCCUGUAAACAAGAGUUUACUUUGCUAGUGCCAAUGUCUGAAAUAGAAACUUGCUCCACUGAAUGUCUAUUCACAUGUGGUAGAAUUGUUGUAGAAAUUUCUGUCAUUGAAAAUCCAUUCCAUACAUCAUGGGGUUAUUUCUGCAGCAUGUGCAUUGAUUUCUGCAAAUCCUAUUCAGAGUCCCAAAAUUGUUAAAAACAUGCUUUUAGCAUGAUCACCAUGGGAAAGGCUGCAUUGGAAGCACGCUGGCUUGGACUUCUUUUGGCUGUUUAUUAGGUUUGUUGCUGCAUACAGCAUAUGAUGAAAUUCUUACCUGAAAUUGUAUUUUCCUGUAGUUCAAAGGCAGCACAUACCGUAUUUUUCGCCCUAUAGGACGCACCGGCAUAUAAGACGCACCCAAUUUUAAAGGUGCAAAAUCUAGAAAAAAAAAAUUUCUGAACCCAACAGUGAUCUUCAACCUGUGGACCUCCAGAUGUUGCAAAACUACAACACUCAGCAUGCCCGGACAGCCGUUGGCUGUCUGGGCAUGCUGGGAUUUGUAGUUUUGCAACAUCUGGAGGUCCGCAGGAUGAAGACCACUGGUAUAAGAGGUUAUACUCACGUGUCCCCACCGCUCCGGACCCGUCACCGCUGCCCUGGAUGUCGCUCCAUCGCUGUCACCGCGUCCCCGUGGUGUCCCCGACGCUCCGGAUGUCUUCUUCCCGGGAUCCACGCUUUCCAUCGCCGUCAUCACGUCGUUAUGCUCGCUGCUCCUAUUGGAUGACAGGACGGCGUGCGCGACGACGUGAUGACGUCGAAGGAGAGCGCCGCCAUGCAGGGGAUCCUGGCACGGAGCAGACACCGUGGAGGCAGGUAAGGUCCCUCCAGGUGUCCUGUAAGCUGCUCGGACGCCGCGAUUUCACCGCGGCGGUCCCGAACAGCUCGACUGAGCAGCCGGGUUAGUGUCACUUUCGCUUCAGACGCGGCGGUCAGCUUUGAUCGCCGCGUCUGAAGGGUUAAUACAGGGCAUCACUGCGGUAUAAUGAUCAGCCCGACCACAGCAGCAUUGUGUAAUUGUACAGCAAUAUAAGGGGGAGAUGUUGUGCUGCCUUUGAACUACAGGAAGAGAAAAUUUCAGGUAAGAAUUUUUAUUCUUCCAGGAUGUCCUUGAACAGCACACAGAGGGACAAGCACGGAUUUCAGACGCACCAAUUUGCCAAGUCUAAGCCAACUGCAGGAUUGAUGUCCAGUGUUUUAUAAAUGUUAAAGAUGUGGACCAUGUGGCUAUUUUAAAAAUCUCCUCCAAUGAAAUAGAAUUUACUUCUGUCCAGGAAGCAGCGUCUGCUCUGGUUGAAUGAGCUUUUAUGGAUAAAGGCGAUAGUAGACCUUCUCUGGAAUAUGCCUCUGACACCGUACACUUGAUCUAACUGGCAUGAAUGGACUUGCUUUCCUCAUUUUAUUAGGGCCCCCUGUUGAGGGAACUAAAUGCUGGAUGUUAGGUAUUUCCCUUGAUAGCAAACACAUCUGUGGUGUCCCAGUACUGCAUUUCAUACGGUACUUAUUUAUCUAUGGGUCCCCGUAGCCAGAGUCCCUAGGACUUAGUAAUAUCUGUUAGUCAGUCCGCCCCUAGUCGCCUCUAUUAUAGUGUAUAGAUUCCUAAUGUAUCCAUAGAAUAAUGUAUAUAGUAUUAUUUCUGCAUAUAAAUGCUUAAUUACUUGUUUCCAUGGCGUCGCAGGGCCUUCGGGUCAAAGGAUGCGUUCCAAGCCUCAUUCUGGAUGCAUUCCAGGCCUCACUUUGGUAUCUCUAGCCUCAUUUUGGGUUUUUUGCAAUGUAUAUAGAUCCUGUGAUGUAAGCAAUCCCAUGAUACUAUGUAAAGUGAGUGGCAGACGUACGGACCAAUCAAAAUCGCCAUGCCCCCUGCCCAUAUAAGGGAGCGGCGGCCAUCUUCUCGCUCUCUUUCUCCUGGCUCUUGAUGAGAGAAGACCUAUAUCUCAGUAAUCGCAGUGAGUUAGGCCUGAGCCUUGCGGCAACGGCUGAAUGAUCUAAAUUAUAGAGUGUGUCAUCCCCUAAGCACUCUGCAGUAUCACCGGACUCAAUAUUUCCCCAAAAUCCGGACGGAUCUGCACAUCAUUCCCUAAAUUCAGAGACUAUAAGUUUCAUGCAAGGUCCGCAACUUCUGCCUGUCGCUAAGCAACCUAAGAACUGUUAUAUGAGACUGUUACUACGUAUUGGAUAUUGCAAGCACUGCAGUAAAGUUGUUCAA